AGCUAUUCUUCACUGGGCUAGAAAUUGCUAGACUGAUACCUUAAAAAUGCAGAGGUACUUCCUUCAGGCAGUCUUCUUGCACUCAAAGCAAGCUUGCAAUGUCCGACCAUGUGCCACAUUUGUACUUUCAACCACAGGUGGGAAAAUGCCUUUCUUUAUCCAACAUCAGGGGCAACUCCUUCACACAUCACGUCCAGUCAUCGUCUCUGAACAGAGGCGGCCAAAUCUGCAAGAAGAUCCACUAUCCACACACCACAAGGGCCUUGAUCAUACCAAAAUACAAGAGUCCAAAACUUUUCCAGAGAAUGACCCACACCAAGAUACCUUGACGGACUCAGUUCAGAAAACAUACUUUUCCGACACAAAACUGAAUCAAGAGCCAGCAAGUGUGGAAACUGAUCCCCUCCAGGACCCUACAAUAGGUCUUUUUCAACGAUUCAAGAAGACGUUCAAACAGUAUGGGAAAGUCAUGAUUCCAGUACAUCUGGUGACGUCCAGUAUAUGGUUUGGUGCAUUUUAUUAUGCAGCAAUGAAGUAA
Molecule: messenger RNA, 538 nt
Organism: Rhincodon typus (whale shark)
Lineage: Eukaryota; Metazoa; Chordata; Chondrichthyes; Orectolobiformes; Rhincodontidae
Gene: fam210aa
Product: family with sequence similarity 210 member Aa
Exons: 1
Coding region: 47-538 (163 amino acids)
Cellular component (GO): mitochondrion
Source: RefSeq, a predicted model, not a curated record